AUGUCGAAGACUUUCAGUCAAAGCGAUGUUGCAUCGCACAAUAAGCCAGAUGAUCUCUACAUUAUCGUAGAUGAAGAUGUCUACGACCUCACCAAAUUCCAAGAUGAUCAUCCCGGUGGCAAAAAGAUCCUCACAAGAGUCGCUGGAAAAGAUGCUUCGAAACAAUUCUGGAAAUACCAUAAUGAAGGUAUUCUCAAGAAAUACAAGGCAAAGCUACAUGUAGGAUCAUUAGACACAAAGAAAGCCGCCGCACCCCCAACACCACCUGCUACUCCUCCACCUGCCAAAGAAGCUGUUAAACCACAGGCUGAAAGUGGCGCAGUUGUGCCGGCUCCAACGGGGGCUGCGAAACAGGUCUUGGAGGAAUCGGAACCGUUGGAACCGUUUGGGGAUUUGAUUCCAUUCGCGGAUCCGUCGUGGUAUCAGGGGUACCACUCGCCAUAUUUCAACGAAACGCACGCUGCGCUUCGUGCCGAAAUCCGCGAAUGGGUAUCCGCGGAAAUCGAACCCAAUGUUGGGGAAUGGGACGAGGCGCGGAAGGUCCCUGAUGAUAUAUACAAACAAAUGGGGACUAGGGGAUAUCUGGCUGGAUUGAUGGGGAUGCAUUAUCCCACGCAGUAUACCGAGAAUCGAAUCCAGAGUGUGGCGCCGGAGAAGUGGGAUUUGUUCCAUGAAUUGCUUCUCACGGAUGAAUUGUCGCGCGCGGCCAGUGGGGGGUUUGUGUGGAAUGUGAUUGGAGGGUUUGGGAUUGGUUGUCCGCCUUUGGUUAAAUUUGGAAAGAAAGCUUUGGUGGAGAGAAUCUUGCCGGGGAUCUUGAAUGGUGAUAAGAGGAUCUGUUUGGCUAUUACCGAGCCGGAUGCCGGUUCUGAUGUUGCGAAUUUGACUUGUGAGGCGAAGUUGUCGGAGGAUGGGAAACAUUAUAUUGUUAAUGGGGAGAAGAAAUGGAUCACGAAUGGUGUUUGGUGUGAUUAUUUCACUACUGCUGUUAGGACGGGAAAGGAUGGUAUGAAUGGUAUUAGUGUUCUUCUCAUUGAGAGAUCGGCUGGUGGUGUUAGCACGAGAAAGAUGGAUUGUCAAGGUGUUUGGUCGAGUGGAACUACAUAUAUCACAUUUGAGGAUGUCAAGGUUCCAGUUGAGAAUCUCAUCGGAAAGGAGAACCAAGGAUUUAAAGUCAUCAUGACAAACUUCAACCACGAAAGAAUCGGCAUCAUCAUCCAAUGUAUCCGCUUCUCGCGCGUCUGCUACGAAGAAUGCAUCAAAUACGCACACAAACGCCGCACCUUUGGCAAAAAGCUCAUCGAUCACCCGGUCAUCCGUCUCAAACUCGCCCACAUGGCCCGCCAAAUCGAAGCCUCGUAUUCCUGGCUGGAAUCGCUCAUCUACCAAUGUUCGAAAAUGGGAGACACGGAAGCCAUGUUAAGACUGGGUGGUCCAAUCGCAGGUCUCAAGGCCCAAGCUACUGUCACGUUUGAAUUCUGCGCACGAGAGGCGAGUCAGAUUUUUGGGGGUUUGAGUUAUAGUCGUGGGGGCCAGGGAGGGAAAGUAGAGAGACUUUAUAGGGAUGUGAGGGCCUAUGCUAUUCCUGGGGGCAGCGAGGAGAUUAUGUUGGAUUUGAGUAUUCGGCAGAGUUUGAAGGUGGGUAAGGCGUUGGGGAUGAAGUUGUAG
Sclerotinia borealis F-4128 is the source of this 1665-nucleotide messenger RNA. Lineage: Eukaryota; Fungi; Ascomycota; Leotiomycetes; Helotiales; Sclerotiniaceae. The record is from the annotation of a GenBank genome assembly.